AUGGAGGACUACGAAACAUCCGACCACUUCACAAGGCGCAUCAAGAUGUCAAAAGACAUCGGGCGUGGAGUUUUGUUGUCGGCAGAGGCUCGCGCCGCGCUGUCAUCGUUGGACAACUUCAUGUCGCACCAGAACCCUACCAGCGGGGAGUUUUCGCUUGACCUCGUCUUGGAGAAGUGCUUGGACCUCACCUUCCCGCAAAAGGCGCGAAAGUUGUUUUUGGAUAAGACGAACGCCUACGUCAAGCACUGCGCGACGGCGCCGCCGCCCGGGGAGGAGGACAAGCGGAAGCCACACCAGAUGAAGAAGUCCACCACGCUCGGUGGCGUCACGCUCGGGGAGCCGUCCGAGGAGCGCAACACCUACGGCAUCGUGGGUGGCGGCAUGAAAGGUGACCCCAAGCUUCGCCCUUACAUGGACUGCCCGCUCGGCCGGACUACUCGCCACGUGCUUCACGUACUGUUGGGGGAGUGCGGCGUGUUGAGGCAGAAGAUCGAUGGCUCGGAGGUAUUCAUCGCCAUGGACAACUACUUCACCUCCCUCACUCUGUUCGAGUGCCUCGCCUCCCACGACAUAUUCGCUGUAGGUACCUGCCGCGCCGACCGGACUGCCGGCGCUGAUGCGUACCUCGAGACCCUCGGGCGUACCAUUCCUAACCGCGGCGACAUGAACUUCUGCCGUUCGUGGCAAGUGGCGUGCGUGCAGUGGACUGACUCCAAGGAUAUCUUCCUCAUCAGCACCAUCCACGUCGCGCAACCGGCCAAGGGAAAGGAGGAGGCAGGUGGAAUUGGGGGUGGAUUUGGCCGACCAACAGAACGGGCGCUGACCAACGCGUUUCCGAUUUUUCGCAAGUGGGUAGAACUUUUGAUCAGAGAGGUAGAGGCCAAGAAGCCCAUUGCACCAGGGGGUGAGUUGGAAGAGUUGGAGCUUGCGUCGACGGAGUUGGCGACACUGUCGAAGGUAGAGCGGGCUGUGUGGGAUGAACAGAUGGCAACGCUCCUUAUGGCGAAGUGUAACGUCGCGAGGCCCAACAAGGGUGGGAGGCGUCCGGCCUCGGACAACAAGCCGGCCGACCCCGUGUGGGGUAGCGUCACCCUCAAGAGUGGACGCCUGUGCUUGAACCCUACUUGCAAGACGAGGUCGACGAAAGGGUGCUCGUGCAAGCAAUUUUGCACACGGGGGGAUAAGUCUGGGGUUUUGAUGUGCGAAACAUGCUGGAAGAGCCCGGAGUCUCACGAGCAGGCGGCGAAGGCUUACUGGGAUGGUGUGGCUAAGGGCCGCAACAGAAAAGGGUUCGAAUGGCAGAGGGGUUCAGUUGAGACUGCUGGUUGA
This is a messenger RNA of Ectocarpus sp. CCAP 1310/34, 1332 nucleotides long. NCBI's taxonomy places the organism in Eukaryota, Phaeophyceae, Ectocarpales, Ectocarpaceae. The record is from the annotation of a GenBank genome assembly.